Messenger RNA from Medicago truncatula (barrel medic), 1494 nucleotides. RefSeq names its product 1-aminocyclopropane-1-carboxylate oxidase homolog 1. The record is from RefSeq and is a predicted model, not a curated record. The transcript has 3 exons. Bases 64 to 1200 code for a protein of 378 amino acids. Lineage: Eukaryota; Viridiplantae; Streptophyta; Magnoliopsida; Fabales; Fabaceae.
AUCAUUGACUUCAAAUUCAAGUGCACAAACAUAGGACAUUGCAUUUUCUUCUACUUUCUAGUCAUGGAGUUAGAGGCAAGUAACAGUUCCACCACUUCCACAUAUAACAGAAUAGCUGAAGUGAAAGCUUUUGACGAAUCAAAAGCUGGUGUAAAAGGCCUCGUAGAAUCUGGAACAUGCGUGACAAAGAUCCCACGUAUGUUCCAUUUUCCUAAAUCAAGCCUGAAAAACAACACUCAUGAAACUAUCUUACAAAUUGACUCAUCUUCAAAGUUGUGUGUCCCCAUCAUUGACCUUCAAGAUAUGAACACUAAUCCAUGUUUGCAUGUUGAGGUAGUUGACAAAAUUCGUAGUGCAUGCAAGGAGUGGGGAUUUUUCCAAGUGAUUAAUCAUGGUAUUCCGGUUAGUGUUUUGGAUGAGAUGACUAGCGCAAUCCGUAGGUUUCAUGAACAAGAAGUUGAUGCAAGGAAACCAUUUUAUACAAGGGAUACAAGUAAGAAAGUCAGAUAUUUUUCUAAUGGUACCCUUUUUAGGGACCCUGCUGCUAACUGGAGGGACACAAUUGCAUUUUUUACUAGUCCUGAUCCUCCUAAUCCAGAAGAAAUACCACAAGUAUGCAGAGACAUUGUGAUUGAAUAUUCAAAGAAAGUAAGGGCUUUAGGCCUUACAAUCUUUGAGCUAUACUCAGAAGCUUUAGGCCUUCAUCCUUCUUAUCUUACAAAAUUGCUCUCAACAUAUGGACAAUUUCUUCUGUGUCACUACUAUCCUGCAUGCCCUGAACCCGAAUUAACUAUGGGAACUUCGAAGCACACCGAUAUUGAUUUCAUGACAAUUCUUCUACAAGACCAGAUUGGUGGUUUUCAAGUUCUUCAUCAGAAUCAAUGGGUUGAUGUUCCUCCACUGCAUGGAUCUCUUGUUGUAAACGUUGGUGAUCUUAUGCAGCUUAUAACAAAUGACAUGUUCACAAGUGUUUAUCACCGGGUUUUAUCCAAAAAUAUUGGCCCUAGAAUUUCCAUAGCAAGCUUCUUUGUAAACCCAUCAUCAGAGGAGGUUACAUCCAAGGUUGUUGCUCCAAUAAAGGAAUUGCUAUCAGAAGAAAAUCCACCAAUCUAUAGGGACACUACUUUGAAAGAAGUCUUGGCACAUUAUUUUACAAAAGGCCUUGAUGGUAACUCUUCCUUGCACCCUUUCAGGCUGUAAAAUAAGUAUUAAGAAUAAGAUUGGAGCUGUGAAAUAAAUAUUUUGAAUAAGAUUGGAGCCGUAUUGAUUCCUGAAAGGCUCCAAUGAUCAGUUCCCAUCAAGGCUCCAAUAAAGGAAUUUCCUGAAUAAGUUGUAUGUUAUUAAGGCUCCAAUGUAGACUUUGACUAUAUACCACCGAUACUUUAUGUAUACGAAAAUGUGUCUAGUAUCUGACACAUGUUAGUGUCUAACGCUACCGACAUAUAUGGUUACAUUUAAUCACUUUUAUUUCAUUACCGGCACGUAUACGUGUCA